AUGGCCCUUUUCCGCUUUCUCGUCUUACGGCGUGGGCUGAGAGGCAUUGUUCUCAUGUUUACGCGGUUUGAGUCUCGCACGCGGUUUAGCAGAAGAUCUUGGAUGCAGACGCGGCGGCGCCCUCCUCCUCACCCUGGUCCUCCGGCGUCGUUUUCCCUGACUGUCGACGCCUCUCCUUCUGUCCCAGACGUUUCGUCGUCUCUGUCUUCUCCUUCGUCUCUUUUCUUGUCUUCGCGCUCUCCCCGCCAAGCUUCCUUUUCUGUUCCCCCUCCGUCGCUCGCCGAUGGCGUGUUGUCUCCCUCUGCAGAAGCUUCGGGCUUCAUCUCUUCGUUUUCUUCGCGCUCUGCCUUAGGCUCUUCUGCCUCUUCGCCUCUGCUGCCGGCGCAUCCAUACGCAGCGAAAAACGAGCUUCCGAACGGCUUGGCUUACUUCCUUCUUCCCCAUGCGUACCCUCCAGGGUCGCUUGAGGUGCAUAUGGAGGUGCACGCAGGCAGCACCAGCGAGGGAGAGCACGAGCGCGGCAUCGCCCAUCUCUGCGAACAUAUCAGCUACAUGGGCAGUCGAAAGCGAGAGGCCUUGAUUCGCCACCAAGCAGAAACCAACGCGUACACAGACUUCCACCACACGGUCUUCUUUGCGGCGUGGCGAGGCGGCGACAAAGAGGACGAAACUACGCGAGACGCGAGCCAGGAGCAACUGACCACCGAAGCGAAACUCCGUUUAGCCCUGGCCGCCAUGAGAGAAGUCCUGGAGGCGCCGACGCAGUUUACCACUGAGCGUUUGAAUCGGGAGCGGGCGGCGGUGAUUUCUGAGGCGUCUUUGGUGAACACGAUUUCGUACCGAAAGGAGCAGAUUCUGCUCUCGUUGCUGCAUGCAGAGACGAUUCUGCCCUCGCGGUUCCCCAUCGGUCGCCUAGACCAGAUAAGAUCGUGGAGGGUCGAAGACGCUAGGCGCUUCCACGCCCGUUGCUACAGACCCGACAACGCGGCGAUCUACGUCGUCGGGGACAUUGGCCGCGAACGCGCAGAGAAAGUCGUUCGCGAAAUCCUCGGCCCUGUCAAACCCAAAGAGGAGGAAGAAUCCAACUGGCUCAAGUUGAACGAUGUCUGGAAAAACACCGUCAAACACGUCUCGGCGUGGUUCCCUCCACUCGCCCACCGUUGGCGAAGUUCGUCGUCUUCUACUAGCCUGCCUUCGUCUCCUGCAUCUUCUUCUAGACCUUCGGCUUCUCCAGAGUCUCCUUCUGCUGAUGCGCCUCCGUCUGCGGCGUCGCCUGAGACUUCUCAGGCUUCCUCGGCGUCUGCUCGUGGUUCCGCUUCUGGCGGAUGCCCCUCGUCUUCGCUGUUUUCUUCUCGCGAGCUGCACAUCUGGAAGCAUCCCUUGAUUCAACAGUUCUCCUUGGUUUUCCUAUCGAAGAAGCCACUCCGGCCACUCAAGACGUUCGCAGACUACAAGCGGCUGAUUUUGCGCAAGCUGAUUCUUCAGGCCCUGUCCCUGCGUCUCAGUUGUGCCACCAGGGAGCGAGGCGCGAAUAUUCAUCAGAUCGACCUGUGUGAAGUCAACAGCAUCAAAGAAGGAUGUCGCGUCCUUUCGCUAGAAGUUCAGUCGAAUCAACGGGGAGAAGAAUGGAAAGAUGCCAUCAACACAGCCAUUCAACAAGUGCGGCAAAUGGCUCACUACGGCCUCUCUCGGUCGGAGUUGAGGAGCCUGUUGAGCACGUACAGCGUGAAUUUGCGUCGUCUUCGUCUCUCUCAACUUUCAUCUGCCGACAUGCUUCGCGUGGUGAUGGAGACAGCAGCUUGUCAUCAUACUCUCCUGCAUCUUGAAGAGGAGAAACAGAUCGCUAUGGAUCUCUUAGGUCUUCACUGCGCGACCACCAACAGUCCUAUUGUCCCUUCGGAGUCGACCGAGUCGUCGUCAGCUCCAGGCUCUGUCUCGCCUUCUUCGUCUCCGGAGGCCUCGCUGUCUGCGCCGGCUGGGCCGCUUGCGUUGGCGUCAGCCAGAGACACAGACGAAGAGCAUUCCGCACUUGAAGCUAGCGAGGACGCCGAAGCUGAGAGAGCCGACGCCGAUGCCCUCGCCGCGAGUGAAGAAGAGCUGCUACGCGAGAUCAACAAAGAAGCAAACGACUUGUGCAGAUGGAUCGAAAUUCACCCGGACGACGCGCAGAGUGGACCUGAUGUCGUGCUUGCCUUCAUGCACGGCCCGGCGGCUUCGGAGCGACCUCGGAAGAAAAGCGCAGAGCAGGGAAAUGAAGACGGUGCGGCCGAAUCCUUAGAGGGAAAUGAAGUAACUGAGGACCGGGUGCCAAGCCCCGCAGUGCCGAGCUGCAGUGCGCUGGUCAGCCGGCGGCUUCGGCCUGGCCCUCUCGAUGGCACGGAGAGAGAAGUCAAGAGACACCGUCCACCAGGGUCGGGCGAUGAAUCUUCUGCAGACCAAGGAGCAGACGCCAAGAAAGAAAAUCCGCCAGACCCGGUCGAGCAAAACGGGGGGGACGCGACACACGGCGACACGACCAUCGUCCCCAUCAAGAAGGAAGACAUCGCCGCGGCAAUCACGCAUGCAUUCCAGCAAGAAAUCGGGCCGCCAACAGCCGACAUACAGGCCCCUGCGCGCCUGUUGAGCGCUGAAGAGAGUGCCGCGCUUUUUCGUCAGGCGACGGAGUUUCGGGACGUUGUUCAUGAAGGAAACCGAGAAUCGCGGAAGGUCACCCGACCGGAGAUACCUCCAGAGAAUGCAGGGAUAUCAGGUGACCACGCCACCCCCCUUUUGCACAGGAUUGGCCCAGAGAAGAAGGACGACAAUGCAGACAGCGAGCGGGCUUUCCUUCGCAGCCAUUCAAUGAGACUGACGCGUCUACACAACAACAUAAAAUUCAAUGCGAAGGUUGCUGAUGAUGAGAAAGGCACCGCGCACAUUCGCCUUCUGCUUCCAGGCGGACGCAUGGGUGCGGCGGUGAACCCAACUGCCCUGUCUUCGCCGUCGCCGCAGGGCCGGCGACUCGAACAAGAAGGCGCGAAGGAAGCUAACGACGUGGAUCGAGUAAACGGACACAGAGGAGUUCCUACAGUGCUGAAUGUGAAUCCCGACAGCGCAGAGAGCCGGAUGCGAAGCCAGCUGGAGACCCGCAGUCGCUGGGGCGCUGCCCUGGUCCUCGGCGCCCGAACCAUGAUGGAAGGUGGCGCCUUGGGAGAAUUCACCAGACAACAGGUGGAAAGGUUCUGUCAAAGGAAUCUUCUAGGCGUUUCCAUCGAUUGCUUGGAUGAGUUCUUCUCGAUUGACAUCAGCGUCCCGACAAACAUUGGGAGUGAUUUUCCGGUCCACAAUGGCCCCGCGGGAGGUCCUUUGGAGAGCGCAUUUCAGCUUCUUCGUCUCGUUCUCUCCUCCUUCGUGUACGAAGAAGACGCGUUCGAUCGCGCCAGACAGCAGGUGCUUUUGGACUGCGAACACUACACGAAGGAUCUCUCAGCAUACUCCCUGGGCGAGCUGGUGAUCGAGAUGAGUGGCGGCGACCCGCGUUUCCUCUGCCUUCGUCCGGAGGUCGUCAAGACCCUUUCUUUCGCAGAUGUGAAGCGAGUCGUCCGCACGCUUCUGCAGGACCAGUUAAAGGCAGGAAACAUGGAGCUGAGCGUUGUGGGUGAUAUCAACCUACGGGACACUGAGGUGCUUGCGCAGGCGUACCUAGGAACCUUGCAGAACAUUCCGCUGAAUGAGGACGACAGCACGGCAGAGCAGGUCGCAGAGGGCGAGAGCGAUGUGGCGGGAAGGCUACACGUGUCGGGGGGCGAACGCGACGAACAGAAGUCGAACGAUAUGGAUGCCUGUUUGGCAGAAUCCCCUUUUCUCCAUUUACAAAGGCGGCGUUCGUCUGUGAUUUCUCGUCCUCUGGAGGAGACGAACGGUCGCGAAGAGGCUUCCGGGAGGGCAAGGGACCAGAAACGGAAAGAGCAACGCGUGUACGUCCAUGUAAUUGAUUCCGACGAACGUGCUGUCGUCCAUCUGGCUGGUUAUGCCUCGAAUAGAUGGGGGGUCCUCCCCAACGGCAGGCUGGCGUGGACUUCGUCCCAUCCGUUCGCUUCGUCGUUUGCGCCUUCGUCUUUCUCUUUCUCGAACGCGCGAACGCACCAUGCAGGCAGCCAGUCGGAGCUGGGUGGGGAAACAGCGAGGAAUGUGGAUCAGGAAGAAGGAAAGGGGAAACCCCUAGGAGCAGACAGUGAAGAUGAGGCCCUGUGGGACCCGCGGCGCCACCCAGCCUUCGGACGCGUCGCCCUCUGGCUUCUGCAAGAAAUUGUUUCCAAACGCAUGUUCAGUGUGCUCCGCGAAGAGCAGCGCCUGACGUACGACGCGACCUUCGAUUUUCUUUCCUUUGAAAUACUUCGGGGCGGCCUCUUCGUCGUCACCGUACAUACUGAACCGCGUCUCGUGGAGGCAGUUUUGCAAGUCGCACGCACAGCGCUAAGGGACCUCGCUACGGUUCGCCCGCUUCAAGGAUACCAGCUCGAAAGUGCCAAGAAACAAAUCAUCUCCCGGCAUGCACACGACAGACAGAUGGGGCGGUAUUGGAUGGAGCUUCUUGCGGGACUACAACUAGACAAUCUACCACAGAAGAACAUCGCAUAUAUUCGCGAUCUCCCUGCCGUUGUCGAGAGCGUCACGCUGGAGGACCUGCAGGAGAUAUUUGAAUCUUUUGGGUUGCGUGACGCUGACCUCUGGGAGGGUGUUGGAACCGCCGGCCCCGUACCCCCGGGCGGCUUCAUCGGGAGAAAGAGUGGCGACCGAAAGCGUCUUUCCGUAGCUUCAACACUUAGAGGUUAA
Molecule: messenger RNA, 4815 nt
Organism: Toxoplasma gondii ME49
Lineage: Eukaryota; Apicomplexa; Conoidasida; Eucoccidiorida; Sarcocystidae
Product: peptidase M16 inactive domain-containing protein
Exons: 11
Coding region: 1-4815 (1604 amino acids)
Molecular function (GO): metal ion binding
Source: RefSeq, a predicted model, not a curated record